ACAUACGUCAGAGCUAGUGAUGUCAAUCUCAAUCAGCCUCAAUUAAGGACGAUCGAAGAAUUCAUUGAUAAGCAAGCCGAUAUCAUAUUCUACGAUCGCUUCUAUAACUGGGAAGUGAUGGCUGGUUUUGCCGACUACGAGUUCCGAUUACCGAGGAGUUUUCAUGGAACUGACAAUGGAGCGAUCCAUGUGGGUAGGCUACUCUUCCGCAAAAGAUUACUGCAUGUCUCGCUCAAGGUAGUGUUCCAAAUCCUGAUACAAAGAGCUCUUAUUCAAAAAUUUACUUAUUCCCUGCAUUGA
Messenger RNA from Cooperia oncophora, 300 nucleotides. Lineage: Eukaryota; Metazoa; Nematoda; Chromadorea; Rhabditida; Trichostrongylidae. The record is from the annotation of a GenBank genome assembly.